CGCAUAAAGACAAGCUUUUGGCUAAACUCUGGGGUGAUAACUACUUCAAACUCUGCCGUUCGCAAGUAGGGUACGAAGGCCUCCGAUGCCAAGGGCAAACCACUUCAACGGCCCUUCAACAUGUUCGUCCUUGAUCCGAUCUUCAUGAUUUUCGAUGCUGUUAAGGGCCAAGUCGGUCCCCUUUAUGAGAAUCUCGAUGUCAAACUGACGUUUGACGAGCAAGAUGUCGAAGGCAAUGCUCUCCUCAAGGUCGUCAUGCGCGACCGCGUUAAGACGCUCUACGAAGGUCUUAACGAUGAUGAACGGCGCCCACUUCGGAUAAGGGAUGCCUGCGGUCUUGCGUUCUCCCGUACCGUUCGUUCUGGUCCCGAGAUCCAUAUCCAGGGCCCCGACUACGAGCCUGGAAAUAAGGCUGACUUAUUCGUCAAGUCAGUCCAGUACACGGCGCUCAUGAUGGGUCAUUACAUGGAGUCUAUUCAAGAUCGCCCUACCGGUAACUUCUGCGGUCUCGUCGGUAUUGACCAGUUCUUGCUCAAAAGCGGAACUAUCAUCACCCCUGUGACUGCACAUGACGUGAGGGUCAUGAAGUUUUCCGCGUCUACUGCCGUGGAGGUUGCUGUUGAGGUCAAGAACGUGGCUGAUUGA
Suillus subalutaceus is the source of this 645-nucleotide messenger RNA. RefSeq lists its product as uncharacterized. The transcript is spliced from 3 exons. The record is from RefSeq and is a predicted model, not a curated record. Lineage: Eukaryota; Fungi; Basidiomycota; Agaricomycetes; Boletales; Suillaceae. Gene Ontology annotation, cellular component: cytosol; ribonucleoprotein complex. Gene Ontology annotation, biological process: translational elongation. Gene Ontology annotation, molecular function: GTPase activity; ribosome binding; translation elongation factor activity. The coding region runs from base 121 to 645 and encodes 174 amino acids.